AUGACGCUGUAUUUGACAGAAAUUGAGAGCAGUGGCGGCUCCCUUUUCUCCGUCCCUGGCACUAUUCCCCCGUCAGUGCAAAGACCAAAUGAGUUGCCUCACCAGAAACCAUCUUCCGUCGCCACAACCUCCGAAAACAGCUCUGCGCACCCCUUCCGAAGCAGGAAAUCUGUGCUCUCGGGUGAGGAAGGUAAAACCGCGGCACAGGACGAAUCUCGCAGUGUCGACAGCCUUGAUGCUCUGAAGAGCGUCCGUACUGACAUCUCUGUGGCCGGCUCAAAUGGUUCUUUGAAUGCGGGAGCCAAGACCGUAUGCCCCAUCUCGGAGACUACCCUCCUUAAUGGCUACGAGUCCGAGAGUCCCGAUGAGAUUGCUCUCACAAAGACUGCUUGUGCCUAUGGCUGCAAACUCCUCCAACGUGGUCUUGACUUUGUCGUUCUCUGGCUGCCGGGUGAAGGAAUGGUUCGCGUACAGGUUCUGCACGUCCUGCCCUUCGACUCAACUCGGAAAUGCAUGUCGAUUAUAGUGCGUCACCCAGGCACAGACGAGGUCGUCCUCUAUACCAAAGGCGCAGAUUCAGUAAUCAUGGAAAAGCUCGCACCAGAACAAGGUGCCUUUUAUGUCUUUGUUAACUCUUCAGUUUUAUUCUUAAAUGCGCAUCGCCCAUAG
Dibothriocephalus latus is the source of this 669-nucleotide messenger RNA. Lineage: Eukaryota; Metazoa; Platyhelminthes; Cestoda; Diphyllobothriidea; Diphyllobothriidae. The record is from the annotation of a GenBank genome assembly.